UUGGUAUUCUCUUUUUUUUACUAUUUAGUUUUCCUCUCUAUUAAGUAUUAACCAACUAAAUGUAUUUCAUACAAAACUAGUUUCAGAUUUAAAAUUUGACCUAUUAAGUCUCUAAAAUAUAUGUUUAUAUUCAGUGAUUGUGUGUUCACUAAGAGGGCAUUUUGGUCAUUUGACAUCGGUAACAAGUCUUGAUAGGCUCUUAAGGCCAGUCUUGGGUUAUAUAACAAGUCAUCUUCUGUCAUUGAGGAAGAGAAAAAGGAUCUGAGGAACAAUGGCAACGACAAGACAGAUCUUGGAACAGCCACAAUCGCCAUUUAUUCAACGUAUCAAGAGCUCAGGGAACAUUAGCAUUAACGGCAGUUCUAUGAUUGAUGACAAAGAAGAGGAGCUUUCGCAGUCUGCUUUUGCUUUGUUUAAGGCAAAAGAAGAUGAGAUUGAGAGGAGGAAGAUGGAGGUUAAAGAUAGGGUCCAGACAAAGCUUGGACUCGCUGAGGAAGCUACUAGAAGAUUAGCCGAGAUUCGGGAAGAACUGGAAGCUCUUACUGAUCCAAUGAGAAAAGAGAUAUCCGCGAUAAGGAAAAGAGUCGAUGCUAUUAACCGGGAACUUAAGCCUUUAGGACAGAGUUGUCAGAGAAAGGAGAGAGAAUUCAAAGAAGCGCUUGAAGCUUACAAUGAAAAGAACAAAGAGAAAGCUAUAUUUGUUAGCAAGCUAGUUGAGCUGGUUACCGAAAGCGAGAAACUGCGGAUGACAAAGCUAGAGGAACUCAGCAAAAGCAUUGAAAUAUCGCUACGCUAACACAAGAUGAAGGCUAUAAAAGCAGCCAACUUUAAUUUCUUCUUUCUUCUUCGCUUUUUAAUUGUUUGAUUCGAUAUUUGCUUUUCUGUGUGAUCAAAUCUGUUUUCCUGAUUCAGUAACCUUAGAAGAAAUGUGUCAAAAUAUCACAUUCUUAUGUCUUCAUUUCUGUGUGACAAUGCUUCAGAAAUAUGCCUUUUACUUCUUGA
Messenger RNA from Arabidopsis lyrata subsp. lyrata, 1002 nucleotides. RefSeq lists its product as uncharacterized. The transcript has 4 exons. The record is from RefSeq and is a predicted model, not a curated record. The coding region runs from base 272 to 796 and encodes 174 amino acids. NCBI's taxonomy places the organism in Eukaryota, Viridiplantae, Streptophyta, Magnoliopsida, Brassicales, Brassicaceae.